AUUAUUCCUGCAUGGAGGCAACAACAACAACAAUUCUUCGCCAAAACUACUUCAUAUUUUAAAAACAGGCUGUCUAUAGGACAAUAUCUAGUCCUUGCUAACGAGACGGUUGGUUGUCAUGGCUGUCGCGGAGCUGGUGGCAAAAUGCUUGCAGGCACGGGAAAUGGCUUACUGUCCGUACAGUGGGUUUCCAGUCGGUGCCGCCAUUUUGACUACAGGGGGCGCCAUAGUCACUGGCUGUAAUGUUGAGAAUGCCUCUUAUGGUCUUACCGUAUGUGCGGAGAGAACUGCGAUACAGAGAGCGGUCGCAGAAGGCUACAGAAGAUUUACAGCCAUAGCUGUCACAUGUGAUAUCAAAGAUAGUUUUGUGGGACCGUGCGGAGCUUGCCGACAGGUAUUAAUGGAGUUUGGCACUGAAUGGGACGUUUACCUCACUAAGCCAGAUGGAAGCUAUAGGAAAACCAGUCUCAGAGAUCUCUUGCCUUUAGCUUUCACACCGGCUCACCUGCAAAAGAACUGAGUGCAAUAACCCUUUUGGUUUUUAUGUGUUGGGAUUUGAUUUGCUCUUUGAUCUAAAAUGUGAAGAAUGUGAAUUUCCUUGUAAUAUAUGCUUGAGGAGUCUGCCUAUUAGCUAUAACUGGCCUGUGUUGAUGUUAGGGCCCAAAUGUGAAAAUUCUCUCAUCGUUUACUCACCCUUUGUUUCUGUUAUGUGCCUGGGGGUGUUGCUUUGUUGUUCCCUCUACCCCUUUCUGUUUUUAUUUGCUGUCUGCUAUCCUUUUUAAGAUCUUAAGCUAUCCUUCUCAAACCUUAAUGUGUUUCUUUCUUCUGAUGAACACAAAGAAGAUAUUUUGAAGAAAUCUGGAAACCUGUAACCAUUGUUUUUUGUAGCAUUUAUUUUUCGAAAGAUAAAGGUUACAGGUUUUCAGCUUUCUUCUAAAUAUCUUCUUUUGUUUUUAACAGAAGAAAGAAACUCAUAGAGGUGGGGAACCACCUGAGGGGGAGUAAACGGUGCAUUUUCAUUUUUAGUUAAAUCCUGCCUUUAAAGUCCCCAUGAACUGGAAGCUGUGGUUGUUAUUCUUUUAAUACUCUGCCGCAGUUCCUUGAGAAGCUGAAUAUUAAAUGAGAAAACAGUGGGUGUCUUUGUGUUUUCCGCUGCAAGCUGAUUGGAUGCAGUAAAGUAGGCAUUUUAUUCAUAAAGAUGGGGAAAGUGUUUGAGGAGAGUUAUUACAAGAUACCUCCUGCUCACCUUUUCUGUUUGUUGUCAAAACUGACCGUUGCAGCAGCAUGGUUAAAUAUGUAAGCCACAACCAAUUCCUAAGAUAUACAAAACCUGACAAUUUAACUGAAAACCAACAGGAAGUUCAUUUUCAGAUUUAAAUUAAAGAUUAUAAGGGCAAACUAUUUUUCAUUUUCUUAAUGAAAGAUGAAUUGUUCACCACAAAACUAGCAAUGUGAACUACUGUAACAAAAUCAUAUGGUGAGUUUUGAUUUCUUGGGGACUUUUAAGGCCAUUCCUGUCACAACAUCACCACUAGAGAGCACUGCACACCCUGAAAUGUUCUCAAGCCUGUGUUCAAAUCCAGUCCAUGAUAAUGGCCAAUGAUUCCAGUGUUCCUAGUUUUGUUGAAUAUCAGAUACAUAGACAAAAUAAAUAAAAGGUAAAGGUUAUUUAAACCUGUAGAGUUAUGCUUUGUUUUUUUUAAAUAUUUCAACACAUAUGCUUCUGUUGUUUUUUAAGAAAGUCUAAACCAGGGGUGUCCAAACCAAAGAGCUUAGACUCACAAUCAUGAUUCUGUGCUCUUUGUCCAAACUCAGUCCUACAGGGCCUGAAUCAGAAAGAGCUUCAGAAUCAGAACGAGCUUUAAUUGCCAGGUAUGUUUGAGUAAUUACACAUACGAGUCAUUUGUUUUCGUGACAGAGCUUCUACAGUGCAACAGAAUGACAGAGGCAGGACAAAAACAGAUAAUAAAUAUAUUUUAAAAAUAGAAGUAAAUAUUGAAUGCAAAUAUACAAAUGGACAAGUGUAUGUGCAGGUAUAUCACUCUAUACAAUGUUAUAUGUACAGCUGUUAUGUGCAAAUUGUAAAGUAUGUUAAAUAAAUAAGUGUUUAUGUGUACAAAAA
Molecule: messenger RNA, 2122 nt
Organism: Danio rerio (zebrafish)
Lineage: Eukaryota; Metazoa; Chordata; Actinopteri; Cypriniformes; Danionidae
Product: zgc:103586
Biological process (GO): nucleobase-containing small molecule metabolic process; carbohydrate derivative metabolic process; pyrimidine ribonucleotide metabolic process
Cellular component (GO): cytoplasm
Molecular function (GO): zinc ion binding; hydrolase activity; cytidine deaminase activity
Source: RefSeq, marked provisional